Salmo salar (Atlantic salmon) is the source of this 1453-nucleotide messenger RNA. RefSeq names its product splicing factor 3B subunit 4. Lineage: Eukaryota; Metazoa; Chordata; Actinopteri; Salmoniformes; Salmonidae. Gene Ontology annotation, cellular component: U2 snRNP; precatalytic spliceosome; nucleolus. The record is from RefSeq and is a predicted model, not a curated record. Gene Ontology annotation, molecular function: RNA binding. Gene Ontology annotation, biological process: positive regulation of mRNA splicing, via spliceosome.
UUCUUUGGUUUUGCCGGAUAUGUUUCCUGCCCAUCAGAUUAGCAACUUCCGCAUAACGCUGCCCUCACGCCGGAUUUAACAUGGCGGCGGGACCGAUUUCGGAGCGUAACCAAGAUGCCACUGUGUAUGUGGGUGGUCUGGAUGAGAAAGUGGCAGAGCCACUGCUGUGGGAGCUCUUCCUACAGGCUGGGCCUGUGGUCAACACACACAUGCCCAAAGACAGAGUCACAGGACAACACCAAGGCUAUGGCUUUGUUGAGUUCCUCAGUGAAGAGGAUGCGGACUACGCCAUCAAGAUUAUGAACAUGAUUAAACUAUACGGCAAGCCCAUCCGUGUCAACAAGGCCUCAGCGCACAACAAGAACCUGGAUGUUGGCGCCAACAUCUUCAUCGGUAACCUGGACCCGGAGAUUGACGAGAAACUCCUCUACGACACGUUCAGCGCCUUUGGGGUCAUACUCCAGACGCCCAAGAUCAUGCGCGACCCGGACACUGGCAACUCCAAGGGCUACGCCUUCAUCAACUAUGCCAGUUUCGAUGCCUCUGACGCGGCCAUUGAGGCCAUGAAUGGCCAGUACCUGUGCAACCGACCAAUUACGGUGUCAUAUGCCUUCAAGAAGGACUCCAAGGGCGAGCGGCACGGCUCGGCCGCUGAACGCCUCCUAGCUGCUCAGAACCCGCUUUCGCAGGCUGACCGGCCGCAUCAGCUGUUCGCAGAUGCACCGCCUCCCCCCUCUGCCUCGACGCCUGUCCUCACCACCCUGGGACCCGGGAUGCCCAUGCCUGGCAUGCCCCCUCCUGGUGCCUUCCCUCCUGUGCCACCCCCUGGAUCCAUGCCCCCCGGCAUGCCCAUGCCCCCAGCCCCAGGGACACCAGGACCCCAGGGAGGGGGCUCAGGCCCCCCACCUGGCCCGCCACCCUUCCACCAGGGCAUGCACCCGGGAAUGCCCCAGAUGUCUAUGCACCCUCAUGGCCAUCCCCCAGGUAUGGUGCCUCCACCGGGCCCCCCAGGAUCCAACCAGCACCGGGCGCCUCCACCCCCCGGCAUGCCCCCUCAUCCACACAUGGGCAUGCCACCGAGAGGGCCCUAUGGGCAUCCCAUGGGUCACCCCAUGCAUCCAGGCAUGAGAGGACCCCCUCCCCCCAUGCCCCCACCAGGCUACGGUGGGGGUCCCCCUCGUCCGCCUCCGUUUGGCUUCCAGAGGGGGCCACCAAUGCCACCGAGGCCCCCCGGCGGCCCACCUCGAGGCCCCAUGAGAGGACCAAUGCCCCCGUAGACUAUGGAGGACCACAGCAAGGCGCAUGACCAUGCUUUCAUCUAGCUUUUUUUUUUUAAACAUUUCUAUUCCAGAGUACAAUUUGGAGACAUGGUGUAGCUCCAUUAAAAAAAACGUUUUCUUCACUGUACAGAUCCCGAACAAAGGUUCGGAAUAAAGGUUUUUAAUACAACAAA